Messenger RNA from Pseudophryne corroboree (corroboree frog), 4693 nucleotides. It is a transcript of the gene NTM, whose product is annotated as neurotrimin. Lineage: Eukaryota; Metazoa; Chordata; Amphibia; Anura; Myobatrachidae. Bases 95 to 1213 code for a protein of 372 amino acids. The transcript is spliced from 10 exons. The record is from RefSeq and is a predicted model, not a curated record.
AGCUGAAGCUUGCAGUGUGCAGAUCACAUCCAGUCUGUGCUCCCCCUGCAGCAGCUGCUGGAUUACCCCGAGCCCUGUCUGUAGUGCCUCUGGGAUGGAUACGCUGCGGGCGAGGAUGCUGCACUCGGUUCCCUGGUUUAUUCUGAGUGGGAUGACUGCCAUGUGCCUCCUGCAAGGAGUGCCGGUCCGGAGCGGGGACCCCGGCUUCCCCAAAGCCAUGGACAACGUGACGGUGCGACAGGGGGACAGCGCCAUCCUCAGGUGCACAGUGGAUAACAGAGUCACCCGGGUGGCCUGGCUGAACCGCAGCACCAUAUUAUACACCGGCAAUGACAAGUGGUCCAUAGACAAUCGCGUGAUCCUUGUGGCCAACACCAAGAGCCAGUACAGCAUCGAGAUCCAGAAUGUGGACAUAUAUGAUGAAGGACCUUAUACCUGCUCUGUGCAGACAGACCAUCACCCCAAAACCUCACGCGUACACCUCAUUGUACAAGUUCCCCCUCGGAUAGUGGAGAUAUCAUCGAAUAUAGCUGUGAACGAGGGCAAUAAUGUGAGCCUGAGCUGUAUUGCUACAGGGAGGCCGGAGCCUGUGGUGAACUGGAGGUAUCUGUCACCCAAAGCGCACGGCUUCAUGAGUGAAGAUGAGUACCUGGAGAUCACAGGAAUCACAAGGGAGCAGUCCGGGCUGUACGAGUGCAGUGCUGCCAAUGACGUGUCCAUUCCGGAUGUCCGAAGGGUUAAAGUCACAGUCAACUAUGCACCAUAUAUUCUGGAUGCACGGAACAUCGGUGUCCCACUGGGUCAUCAAGGUAUCUUGCAGUGUGAUGCGUUGGCUGUCCCUGCAGCUGACUUCUUUUGGUACAAGGAAGAUAAGAGGCUGACCGACUCCCGGAAAGGAGUGAAGGUGGAGAACAGAGAGACGUAUUCUCGUGUAACCUUCUUCAACGUCUCUGAGCAGGAUUACGGUAACUACACGUGUGUGGCAAUGAACCGCCUAGGACACAGCAACGCCAGCGUCAUCCUCUUCGAAAUAUACCAGUCCACCAGCUCGCCCUUACUGCAAGAAGAGACCACAGCUGCCUUGACCCCCCUUAAAGGCCCCGGAGCGGUUCACGAUGGUAACAGUGGCUCACCUCGGUGUCUUCUCUUCGCACCUCUGUCUCUCCUCCUCCUGCUCUGUCUCUCUCUGCUGCUCCCACAUGUCCAGUUUUGACCCAUGCAAAGCAUCGUCAGAGAUCCUCCCGAAGGGAAACAGCAAUUCUAAAAUAAACAAAUGUAAUAAAAAAGAAAAUAAUUUACGAAAUCUGAUGUCGCAAAAUAUAUUGAGGGGAAAAAAUAAAAAUAAAAGCGUUAAAAAAACCUACAAAAAUCCACAACUGCAACCGAUUCUUUAACAAAAAAAAAACAAAACAAAAAAAGGAAAAAAACAAACAAACAAACGGAUAAAGCUAAGAGAAAACACCACCACGCUCUGCAACUUCUACAUGAAGGGACUUUUUGCAGAAAACGGCAAGGGGCAGAGCCAAGGACUGAGCUGCGUCGGUUGACUUGCCAAAGCCGACGCUCACGGACAACAUUUGACUUUGUUCUGUUCAUCACAGAGCAUCGUGAUGAGAUCACACCACUCACAAACCAACCAUGGACUGUGCUGCUUCAUCCUCUCAGUUCCUUAUUACUCUCCAUCUGCUGGGUGUCCCACUUAGUGUUUCCCGUUUUGCAGCCCAGACACCUGCUGAGAAUAGUUUGACCCUUCUUAUUUGCUGACGAACUAGCAGAGCAAUACUUAACCUUUUCACUGCUGGGGAGAGAGAUACCCACCCUGUGAUAUAUGUCUCCCCAGCAUGACUGGGAUUAAUGGAGCCGCCACCUUUUUGGGCUCAUUCGGGGCUGGACUGUGUGGAUUGUUACUGUGGAACGCGUGCUGUCAUGUGCUAGGAUGUUGCUUAUGAAAAUGUUGCAUCCAAUAAUGAUUUUCUUUGUGUACGUCAGCUGGAAAAGGUGGGAGAUAGGAGAAUUCAUUUUAGUGGGGGGUGGGUAUUGGGGGGUCCUGAACUGUUGAUUGAAACCCAGAAUAUAUAUAGUAUAGAUCAAGACAGGCCAGCAAUGUCCCUCUGGCCGCUGGGACUUUAACUCCUUUGGUCAUCAGAUGGCUGUGCUUAUGGAUAAUGGGAAACAUGGCCUUUGACUAUAAGAUAAUACUAUGCCUUUCCAUGUUUUCCGAUGGGUGCUGUAGAGAGAGGAUUGCCUCUAAAAUGAGCAGCCCAGGAACGCCUGCCAGAAUACAGUGCCGGAAAUGGCACAUACAGGCUUGACUGCUCUUAGAAUGGUCAACGUUGGGUGUUCCUGGGUAGAGGAGCAAGCAUCUGAUGGCUUUGGGGGUAGCCGCGUCUUCUGGUCAGCUCAGGAUGAGAGUCUGUGUGACCAUGUGGUGACUGCCAUCUCCAGAUUAUAAGCACACGCAGUCAGUCAUGUCCAGCAGCACAGUACACCCAUCUACAACAGGAAAUGUGGGGCUUUGGGUCAGGAGAUGGUUACCAUACUGUGAGGCUGCAUAUGGCGUACAGAGAGGAUUGUGUAUCUUCAGUCAUUAUAAGGAGUUUGCCAGCAGUAUAGGAAGGCUCGGAAGCAAGCUAACCAGGGGUUGUGCUGCCAGGGAGGGGAGACCGAGUAUAUGUACCAAUGUCGCACUAGUGUACAGCUGUCUUCAUUUGGUUGCUCCUUAAUAAAAGGAAAAAUCUACACUCUACACAUUUUUUUUUAUUACACACAAGCACAAACCUACGUGUCAUGGCCGCUCUAACGCCAACUUCAGAGCAGUGUAUGUUAUUUCCAUAAUACUGUAAUCCAUCCCAUCAUGUUGUUUUGCAAUGGUGAUGACGUAACGUAGGUGUCUCCUGGCGUCCUGGAAUUGGCCACACUCCUGGUUUAUUACACAACUGUAUUCAUGUGCCUGUGUGAGAUGGAGAGACGCCUCGCUCCUGGCUUGCAGCUCAUUGUACAACCUGCCCAGAGUUCCCCCACCGGUAGCACCGCCCACCACGAUCCGCGCAUUUCUUGGUGCAGAUUCACAAACUCAUUUGCAUAUGAUUUCUGCAUGUGGACCUCAUCGCAGCAUGAAGGGCCCAAAGUAGCCUGUGUGUUUUGUCCAUUUUCAUUUUUUUUUUCUUUUUAAAUUACGUUUCAAGGGUUUAAAGUCUAAUUUUUCUGAUAUACAAAGUAAUCAAUAGUGUUAUAAAGGCUGCAUACAUCUGUAAGGCUGAAGGACUUUAUGUAGAGACCCACAUCAUGGACAUUUACUUAGACAGCAAUACAAGGUUCAUAGAACAGUCAUAUAGGAGACAGUUAUGUGUGUAUCUGAGACUCAUGCUUGGCGUGUUCUGUGACAUUGGGGGGAUCUGACAGGUGGCUGCUGGUACGUGGCGCUUUGACCACAGGACCACCACAAACCAUUCUCAUGAUCUAAUGAUUAAGUCCCUCAGCAUUGGGAAGUAGCUGCACUUUUCUUACAGAUAUCCUGCCGCCUCCUUGUAUUGGUUGCAGCACUUGCAUAUAAAUGAUGCAGUAUGUUUCCUAUGUUAAACCCCCCGGACGGUGAGAUGACGGUGGAGAUAUUGCUCCCACCACUUGGAGCGCUAUGAGCAUUACUACGGCCACCCCUGCAGCGCUGUAUGUUCGGGUAUAGUGGGGAUCAGGUGUGCGGGGGGUUAGCGCACAGGUCAUAGUUGCUGUCAGAUAAGAUGAAUCAUUACAAAACGCUUGUUUCAUGACAGACCAUUAAUAUCUACUCUACCUUCCCCCAAACCAUCUAUCACUUUCCACCAACUGGCAUUGUCCGGGUACCAUCACUCCUUCCUCCAUUCUGUCCUUACAUGUAAAGCUUUCGGUCACUCUCUCUAAAACACAUCUACAAAUUAUUAUUUUUCCAUAUUAAUAAAUCUGGAGUGGAAAAUGUGGCAGAAAUUUGGUUUGUCCUCUGUGGUCACCUUUGAACAGUAUAAGCCACAGUGGAUUCCACCCAAAAAUGCCUCCAGUUUCCUUCAUGCAGCGUCCAAGUGUCUAUCUGAAGAAGAUAUCUGUGUCCUGAAGUAGGCAGCAGACAAGUGUGGCUUUUAUGCGGCUACUGUCCGCUACGUCGCCCUACACAUUACCCCUGUGUAACAGCACCAUUACUGCUGUCAGCAUCUGGGACUGGUGCGUCGGCUGCGGCACAGGGACGCACAGUAACAUACGACAGAGGAGGGAUCACACACUUAUUUAUAUUCUUGUUAUUCCCAGAGAAUGAUUGCACGGUUACAUUUGAAUAGUCUUUGCCACAGAGGUUCGAUAUUUGGCAAAAUCACCAAAGGAUGGAGAAAUUCGGAUUUACAGGCUCACUGGGUGUACAGUGUUGUGUAACGGAGUGUCGCAGCCUCACAUGUAAUGGGUACAAUCUCUACACCUGCUGCUGUUUAGGAAGAGCUGGAAGUCUGUAUGUGUAGUUUGCUGAGGACCCCCCAAAUCCAAUGGGCAAGAUCCCGCCCAGGACUAAGAAUGUAAGCUCUUUGGGGCAGGCUGUCACAUUUAGCGUAUCAUGAGAUAGUAGCCAUCCUUCUCCCUAUUGUUUGUUACUGUAUUAUAUUUUCUUUAUAUUUGUAAUAAUCUUGUAAAGAGCUGAGUACACUGUUAACACAAUAUAAAUAUAAUGAGACAUACA